Molecule: messenger RNA, 2316 nt
Organism: Hirsutella rhossiliensis
Lineage: Eukaryota; Fungi; Ascomycota; Sordariomycetes; Hypocreales; Ophiocordycipitaceae
Product: ATPase family associated with various cellular activities (AAA) domain-containing protein
Exons: 3
Coding region: 1-2316 (771 amino acids)
Cellular component (GO): cytoplasm
Molecular function (GO): ATP binding; ATP hydrolysis activity
Source: RefSeq, a predicted model, not a curated record
AUGGUCAAGAAGAGCAUCGAGGCCAAGGUGCGGCCGCUGGCCAACCCGAGCCUGGAAAAGGCCAGCCUGUUGGGCGCCGCGCGCAUCUACAUCAGCAAAGAGUCGCUGCUGGCCCUGACAAAUGGCCUCGACCACGGCCGGCCCUGCGUCGUCGACAAGCUCGACCCGCCGUCGCCCGCGCUGCCGCGCCGCCACGCCGCCCUCUGGCUGCUGCCGGACAAGAACGUCGGCCCAAACGUUGUCAUGAUGACCCGGGCCUACCAGGAAGCCUCGGGAUUCCGCAUCGGCGACCAGGUCCGCAUUGCCCUGGCUGAGGAUCCGCUGCCGGAUGCCGACGAGGUUCUGGUUACCCAUGUGGCCGGCGGCGGCGGCGAUGACCAGCAGCAGCAGCAAACAGAAUCAAAGCAUACCCCUGGUUGGGAGUUUUCUCUCAGUCUCUCCAUGGACCGCGCCGAGCACGUCUUCCCCGGCAUGCUCUUCGAGGGCGUCAACAUCAACAAGCUCCGCCGCUCAUUCAAGGUCCUCUCGGUAAACUCCAAGACGACCAACCUCGCCAAGUUCCAGCUCGCCUCGACAACGGUGCGCAUCCUCCAGCCCGGCGAGCAGGACGCGCAAUCCGCCGCCGCCUCCGGUUCCGGGACCGGAAUCGCCGGCGACCUGGUCGUCAGUGGCGUACCCGGGCUCGCGACCCAGGUCGACGCCCUCAACCGCUUCCUCCGGGGCUUCGGCCGCCCCUUUUGGGUCAGGGGCGAGCGCGAGUCGUGCGCCUUCGUCGUCCACGGCGGGCGCGGCACCGGCAAGACGAUGAUUCUGCGCCGCGUCGAGAAGACGCGCUGGGGCAAGGCGUACUGGGUCCGGCCGUCGGAUAAGCUGUCGACGCUGCGCGAGACGUUUCGUCAGGCGCGCGCCCUGCAGCCCAGCAUGGUGCUCGUCGACGGGCUCGAGGACCUGCUUGCCAAGGAGCGCCCCAACCGCGAGGCCGUCAUCGAAGCCCUGGCCGACGAGCUCGACAGCCUCGCCGACGAGGCCGCCCGCAACGGCGCCCUGCCGCGCGUCGUCGUCGUCGCCACGUGCCUCGACUACAUGACCGAUGUGCCCGCCAAGCUCCAGAAGCGCUCCCGCCUCCGCGACAACGUCGCCCUGCCCAUCCCCCGCGCCCCUGAGCGCCUAGAGAUCCUCAACUACCUCGACCCGCCCCUCCGGCCCGAGCACAGGGAGCAGUGCCUCGCCAGCAUCGCCGGCAAGACGCACGCCUUCAACGGCGACGACCUGGCCAACCUGGUCCUCAACGCCAAGCGCAUCCUCGGCGACCGGCUGGACCGUCAAGGGGUCGCUGCCGCCUCACCAAACCUACUACUCCCAUCAUCCUCGUCCACCUCGGACCCAUCGCCUCCGCAGCAGCAGCAACAGCAACAGCAGCAGCACUUCCUCACCCCCGACGACAUGGACCGCGCCCUGCGCGUCACGCGCCCCACGGCCAUGCACGACAUCAACCUCAAGCCGCCCACCAUCCACUGGCAGGACGUGGGCGGGCAGGAGAGCCUCAAGCGCGUGCUGGCGCGCAUGAUCAAGAACGCAAAGGACACCAACCCGGCCUCGCGCCACGUCCUGCGCCACCCGCCCAAGGGCCUGCUGCUCUACGGCCCGCCCGGCUGCUCCAAGACGCUCUCGGCCCAGGCCAUGGCCACCGAGUCGGGCUUCAACUUCUUCGCCGUAAAGGGCGCCGAGCUGCUCAACAUGUACGUCGGCGAGUCGGAGCGCGCCGUGCGCACCUUGUUCGAGCGCGCCCGCGCCGCCUCGCCCUCCAUCAUCUUCUUUGACGAGAUUGACUCCAUCGGCGGCCAGCGAGGCGGCGGCGGCGGCGCCACCUCGUCGGCCCGCGCCAGCUCGGGCGCCGUCAACAUGCUCACCACGCUCCUCACCGAGAUGGACGGCUUCGAGGCCCUCACCGGCGUCCUCGUCCUCGCCGCCACCAACCGGCCCGAGGCCAUAGAUCCGGCCCUCCUGCGGCCCGGCCGCUUCGACCAGGUCCUCUACGUCGGCCCGCCCGACCUGCCCGCCCGCGAGGCCGUCUUCGCCGUCCACCUGCGCGGCCUGGCCCUCGCCGACGACGUCGACGUGCCCGCCCUCGCCCGCCUCGCCGACGGCUACUCGGGCGCCGAGAUCAAGGCCAUCUGCAACGAGGCCGGCCUCGCCGUCCUGGACCGCCAUGAUGAUGACGACGACGGGAAGGCAGCCGGCGCGACGAGGAACGUUACGCAGGACAUGAUUGACGGCUACGAGGCGUGGCGGAGGCAGUUUAGAAGAGUACCAUAG